UCUUCCAGAGCCAUGAGAGCCUUGGGCCCCAUCCUCUUCCUCGUCUUCCUCCUCGCUGGGCGGGGUUCCGAGGCCGCGCCUUCGGCCUCACCAGCUGCGGGCUCCGACUUUCCAAGGAUGGGCCUCCCCUCGGAACCCCUUCUUCCUGCUCCUGAAAAUGCCACUCUCCACCAGCCGCACCCGGAACCCCCUGGGAUGGCUUCUCCGGAGCCCUCCAAGGCGCCUCAUCCGGGUUCCCCUGAGUCCUCUCCCCAUAAUGUCACUGACACCCCCAACGCUGACCUCCAAGAACCCCCACACCCAGAGUCUCCUGAGACCCCCCAACCUAACUCACCCAACACCCCAAUAUCAGAACCCCUGGAGACCCCCCAAAUUAACUCCUCCCAGAUGAUGCAUCCAGAACCUUCUGAGACGCCCAUGCCUGACCUGCCUGAAAUUCCACACCCAGAGUCUCCUGAGACCCCCAAAUCUAACUCACUCAACACCUCAACAUCAGAAGGCCUGGAGACCCCCCAAAUUAACCCCUCCCAGAUGACACAUCCAGAACCUUCUGAGACGCCCAUGCCUGACCUGCCUGAAAUUCCACACCCAGAGUCUCCUGAGGCCCCCAAACCUAACUCACUCAACACCUCAACAUCAGAAGGCCUGGAGACCCCCCAAAUUAACCCCUCCCAGAUGACACAUCCAGAACCUUCUGAGACCCCCACCACUGACCUGCCUGAAAUUCCACACCCAAAAUCCCCUGAGGCCCCCCAACCUAAUUCCUCCAAAACUUUACAAUCAGAAUUUCCUGGGACCCUGGAUCCUGACCCUCCCCAAACUGCACACCAGGAAUUCCCAGGGAUCCCCAAUCUUAACUCCACUGAAAUCUCACAGGCAGGGGCCCCUGAUCCUGACCCCACCAAAACCCUUCACCCCGAAACUCCAAAAAUCCAUGACCCCAACACCGCUGAGACCCCAAGCACUGAAUUCCUUCAGACCCUCCACCCCAAUCCUACUGAAACCCCCCACCCAGAAUCCUAUGUAACCCACCACCCCGGCCCCACUGAAAUCCCCCAAUCAAAACUCCCCACAACUCUCCACCAAGGUGCCACAGAGAUCGCCAGGGACUCUGCCCCUGAAACCUCCACCAGUCCUCACCCAGACACGCCUGCACCCUCCAGGGACCAGGCUACUGCCCUGCAGGAGCUGUCCCUGAACCCCGAGCCAGAAACCCCUGCGGCCACCCAGCCCAACUCCCUUAAACUGCCCACCUCUGAUUUUCCUGAGACUGUUGAGCCCAAGGCCUCCCAGAGCUCUAGCCCUAAAGGGCCAGAUGCCGCUCUUUCCUCCUCCGGGAUGGCGGACCCCCCUGCUCCUCCAGGGGCCCCCAAUCAGCCGGCCCCAGCCACUCAGCGGGCCCCCCAGCGACGCAGCAGAGGUGAGAGAGUCAACACUAUCAUCCUGGUGGAACGAGUGAAGGAGACCGGCGUGACCCUGGUGGGACGCCCCCGGGGCGGGGCGGGAGGGGCCCUGUGCCUCUUCUUCGCCGGGACCGGGCUACUGAUCGGCAUUUUCCUGCUGCUGUGGUGUCUCUACCGCCGGGCGGCUCGGCACCGGCCCUUCGCACACCACCGGCUUCCGAACGACGGAGACGAGUCGGUCCUGCACCUGGACACUCCCAAGGAGCCGUACGAUCUCUACUUUUACGCGCCGGAUGCCUGGAUCCCUUCACACAUCGCCACCAAGCAGCCGCCGCCCACUCCUCCGCUGCCCCCCAAGCUGCCCCCGCCGCCCCGCGGAGGCCGCUCCCAGCGCCUGGAGCCGCUCUCCCCGGCCACGCUCCCCGACAACUUCGUGUGAGCCCCUCCCGGUCCCUCCAGACGUGCGCCAUCCUCAGACAUCCUACCCUCCCGGCAUGCUUUGCUAGUAGCGGUGCCCUCAGAUGGAGCCCACCGCAGAGAUGCCCUCCCUGAGGCCCAAUAAAUCACGCGAUCCCUCCCUCCUAGCCACCUGCUCUGGCCUGAUUCCUGGGGGAGGAGGGCCCUCGAACUCC
Myotis daubentonii (Daubenton's bat) is the source of this 2035-nucleotide messenger RNA. It is a transcript of the gene GFY, whose product is annotated as golgi associated olfactory signaling regulator. The record is from RefSeq and is a predicted model, not a curated record. Lineage: Eukaryota; Metazoa; Chordata; Mammalia; Chiroptera; Vespertilionidae.